AUGACUUUCCGCACCACAGCAGAAGAAAUGGAGAGGCUCCAACUAUCCGACGAUGACGCAGAGGGACUCUGGAACUCGCCAUCUAAGAGAGUGGUCCACAAGAAGAUCAAUCCAAGAACCUCCGACGAGAAAACUACCCCAGAACCUCGAGCAUCCCAUGAUGGCGAGGAUCCUCUAUUUGAUCAGCAGGAGGCCCGAGAGGCUGCCCUCCGGACAGAAUUACAAGGUGUGCGGAAUAUCAACGAAGUGAUAGAAGGGCUUCUAGGAAGUUUGGACUCCGCCAAAGGAAACAUGGAGACGGUCUCACAAACUGUUACCUCGGCAUCGACACUCCUAAACACGUGGACUCGCGUUCUCUCCCAAACCGAGCAUAACCAGCGAUUGAUCCUCAACCCCAACUGGCAGGGAGCUACUCAGGAUGUGAUCGAUAUCGAGAACCAAGCGAUUCAAAGACAGCAAGCGGCAGAAAGACGUGAACAAGCGCUUCAGCAACAAAGGGAAGCAGCAGCGCGGAAAGCCGAGGAAAUCGAAAAGCGACGCGCACAGGUUACUCGAGGAGAUUACUCCAAAUCAUUCAUUCCCCUGAUCCACGAGGAUCAUUCCGUCAUUCACCUUUCCAGGUACGACAACACAAUGAACUUCGCACCCUAUCAAGAUCAAUCACCGGAGAUUGAGCGUGUUUUAUCGCCUCCCCACCCAGACGGUCGCCGAGUAUCCCCAAUUCUCCGUUCACCGCGAGCCUCGGCCGACCUACCCUCCCCCAGUCGCUUUGCUAGCGGUGGACAUGGCAACAUAGGAUUCGGGCGAGACAUUGAGGGUGGCCAUGUGAGCUUAGGGGCUUUUGAAACAAGUCUUCCCAUCCGCAUGGAUAUCGAAGCAGCGCUAGCGUAUCUGCUUCUGCCUCCUGCGGGGGGUGUAUUCCUGCUACUAGCUGAACACAAGAGUGACUAUGUGCGAUUUCAUGCUUGGCAAUCGAGCAUGUUAUUUGCUGCCAUGUUUAUCAUCCACAUACUGUUCUGCUGGUCGAGCUUUCUCUCCUGGACAUUGUUAAUUAUCGAUAUUGCUUUAAUCGGCUUCCUCAGCAUGCAUGCUUACCGAGAUGUUGAUACUUUGGACCAUUUUGAAGUCCCUUUCUUUGGCCACCUGGCUAACUCCUUUGUUGAUGAUGAAUGA
Messenger RNA from Penicillium hordei, 1173 nucleotides. RefSeq lists its product as uncharacterized. Gene Ontology annotation, biological process: mitotic cell cycle. Lineage: Eukaryota; Fungi; Ascomycota; Eurotiomycetes; Eurotiales; Aspergillaceae. Gene Ontology annotation, cellular component: mitotic spindle; DASH complex. The record is from RefSeq and is a predicted model, not a curated record. The transcript is spliced from 6 exons. Bases 1 to 1173 code for a protein of 390 amino acids.